ACUGGGCAACGAAAGAUCCAAUUACAAACAUUUGUAUACAAGAUCCAUCAGACUCCACCAAUGAUAUAGCGCGUUCAACGAAAAAUAUGCGCAUAAUUCAGGACGAAUUCCAGCACGCAUUCGAACGCUUGGCCACUCGGGUCGGCUAUUUGGAACGUUGUACACCCCGCGAUGAAGAUGGUACAUUUAAGGACCUGCAAAGUCAGUCAAUAUUAUCUUCUAUUGUCUACAUUAAUGCUGAUAUCCGAAAGCGUCGGGAUCAACUUUACAAGGAUUAUAAAAACGGUGUCCUUGGCAGUGUAUUGUCUCAGUAUGGAACAGACCCUUCCCGGUUUCUACGGCAUCGUGAUGUCGACAUUAUCAUAGACACGUUCAGGUUUGAAAUUGCGGAAGCUGAUCGUUUAAGAAAUUUUAAAUUUGCACGGAUAAGAAGUAAAAAUGAUAGGCAUUAUAUUCCGCCAUCUCCAAAAAAGCGUGAAAGAUCACCAGUGUAUAUUGAAGAAAGUUCGGAUAUGGAAAUGUCCGAUGAAUUUAUUUCGGAUUAUUAUAUUCCAAAUGACAAGAAGUUUAGAAAUGUUACUGAUGAUUACAAUGGGAAAAGGAGAUCAAAGAAAAGACAUAAGCGAGAUAGGGGAGAUUAA
This is a messenger RNA of Racocetra persica, 641 nucleotides long. Lineage: Eukaryota; Fungi; Glomeromycota; Glomeromycetes; Diversisporales; Gigasporaceae. The record is from the annotation of a GenBank genome assembly.